This is a messenger RNA of Theileria orientalis strain Shintoku, 591 nucleotides long. RefSeq lists its product as uncharacterized. The transcript has 3 exons. Gene Ontology annotation, biological process: mitochondrial translation. The coding region runs from base 1 to 591 and encodes 196 amino acids. Gene Ontology annotation, cellular component: mitochondrial large ribosomal subunit. Gene Ontology annotation, molecular function: structural constituent of ribosome. The record is from RefSeq and is a predicted model, not a curated record. Lineage: Eukaryota; Apicomplexa; Aconoidasida; Piroplasmida; Theileriidae.
AUGUCCAGCAAUGGCGUUUGGCAGCUGAAAUCGAUACUCAUUAAGUAUAGUGAGACGGGCCACAGCAGUCGCGGACUCCGCUACUAUCUGAGGCACCUGCUCAACACGUUUCAGAUCAAAAACCCGCAAAUCGAAGUGUCUAUCAACCAUGAGCAGUAUGAAGCUCCGCGCGCCACGUUCAGCUACAGGGACGGAUCUAAGUACGAAAUAAGCCUCAAGGACCUCGAGGCCAGACAAAUCGAAGAGGUCAUGCAGUUUCAUCGCAAUUCGUGCGGGAGGAUGGAGUACAUGAAGCACGGCCAGUCGAGGGUGUGGACCACCAACAGGUCAAUACAGGGGCUCUGGAAGCCGAGUUUAAGCAGCCAGAUGCAGUCGCUUUCAUGGUUCAAGAGGAUAAACCGUUCAGGUGUGACCAACAGGCCUAAAACGCUCCCCAAGUACUCGUCGAGGUCGCUGAACUUGUGCUGCGAGGCGGUCAAGGGCAACGGCCGUUGGGGCGACGAGGCCAUAUACCCUAAGGGCUGGGACCAGAACUACCUGAAACAGAUAUUCUGCCACCCGUUUCUGGACGACAGUUUGAACAACGUGUAA